Molecule: messenger RNA, 3111 nt
Organism: Leptomonas pyrrhocoris
Lineage: Eukaryota; Euglenozoa; Kinetoplastea; Trypanosomatida; Trypanosomatidae
Exons: 1
Coding region: 208-3111 (967 amino acids)
Cellular component (GO): plasma membrane
Molecular function (GO): protein binding
Source: RefSeq, a predicted model, not a curated record
AGUUGGAUAAAAGCUCGAUACAUUAUCUUUAAAGAAAAAAUUUCCUCCCCAAAGCAAACCAAACACACAUUUCGAAAGCAGUUCCUACUUCUUUUCUGAGGAGGUAGCAUCAUCAGACUUUUUAACUAUUAGAGUUCUCUGAACCGUUCCCCAGCCUAUACGUACCAGUACAGACACUGUUUUAUUACCUUGCUUUCUUACCCUGCCAUGUUGACCAGCAACACCCGUCGCGGCCUGGGGCCUUUUGGUGCCACCAAGCCUACUGGAGUGCAGAUGAACCACAAGGACCUGCGCAGUGUGCGCGAGGUGACGCUGGACCACUUUGAUGCGGAAUACCUGUAUCUCCGUGAGAACGAGCUGGUCAGCUUCGACUGUCAAUCUAAGAUGGACUACCUCCGCGUUCUGGAUCUUUCCAUCAACGAGAUCAGCGGGGCGGUGGACUUCCUCAAGUACACACCGCACCUGCACCACCUCUACAUGACAGGAAACAAAAUCGACACCCUUGUCGGCAUCAGCAACUUCGCCGCGAUCGAAACGCUGUGCCUAAGCGACAACUCCAUCAGCUCCUUCACCGGGCUGGAAAACUUGCCAAACCUUCGCGUGCUGUCGCUGAACUUCAACAACAUUACGAGCUUCGAGAACUACCCCGCGCUGCCGAACCUGCACACGCUGAACCUUGUCGGUAACCCGAUCACCGAUGCCCCGCGCUACCGGCCGAUGGCGAUCGCGGUGAACGGUCUCAACCUGGUGUCCGUUGACGGUAACCGGAUUCAGGAGGACGAGCGCGCUGAGGCGGAUAAGUUCAAGGGUAAGGUGGCCUACUGCGUGCGCGAGGGAUUUAUGGUGGAGGGCGAGCAGCCGGAGGUGGCUGCGGCAGCCUUUAUGGUGAAGAUGCAGCGUGCCCGUCAGGAGGCGAAGUACCUGCAGCUGUGCUCCAUCAACCUUGUCCCGGCGUCUGAGGACGGUGAGAUCAUGGAGGGCGAGCCGGUGAUGCUCUCUCUCUGCAUGCAAGAUGUCCGCCCGUAUGCGCAGCGCACGACGGAGGUGUUUCAGUCCAGCUACCUCUACCCCGUCAUCUUCAAGGUCUCCGGCGAGGCGGCGGAGGUCUUCGUCGUCGGCUCCAUGAACAACUGGACGGAGCCGAUCAGCCUUGAGCGCUGCGUCGAGGGGGACGAGGUGUACUUCCACACGACGCUCUACCUUCCUGCCGGAGACUACGAGUACCGUUACAUCGUGGACGGCGUGGAGAAGGUUUCGGAGGCGAACAGCAUGCCCUCCAAGUACAAGCAAGGCUUCUGCAACAUCUACAAGGUCGCGGAGCUGGAGCCCCAGGAGGAGGAGCAGGACACCAUCCUGCACAUCCGCUGGAUGCGCAGCAACCCCAACGGGUCGUACGACGUCAUUGAGGAUGAGAACUCUCUCACCUACACGCCGGUCACCAGCGACAUUGAUUGCUGCGUGCGCGCCGAGGUGCUGGCCUACGUCGCCGGCGAGUUCUCGUUCCUGUACUUCGACAUCUCGUCGCCCAUCAAGCCGGCCCCACCGCAGUGCCCGCGCCUGGAGGUGACCGGCGUGGCGACGGAGGGCGGCCUCCUCACGGCUGAGGCGGACUACCUGGGCGGUACGGAAGGCAUUUCGGUGCUGAAGUGGUACCGCAUCUCCGCCAACGGCGAGGAGACAGAGGUGGACAUCGUGGAUCCGUGGGCGGGGUACGAGGUGACCCGCCAGGACAUCGGCUGCCGCGUUCGCGCUGAGUUCAUCCCGGUCCGCAACGAUUGGGUCGCUGGCGAGCCGAAGUCUGUGACGACGGACCCUGUCACGGCAUGCCUGCCCGAGUGUCGCUCCAUCAAGAUCAUUGGAAACCUGGUGGAGGGAAGCCAGCUGGAGGUCGACGUGGACUACCAUGGCGGCGAGGAGGGGGACAGCUUCUACCAGUGGCUGCGCAAGUCCGGCAAGAAGGACGAGUACACGCCCAUCGCAGGCGCCAACGGCACCAAGUAUGUAGUCGUCAGCGAAGACGUCGGCCAAUGCCUCGCUGUAGAGUACACCCCGGUGAAUGGGGAGGGCGUCGCUGGUGAGACAUGCCGCUGUGUCCUGGACAACCCCAUCGAGUCCUCUCCGCCUCGUGUGGAGAACUUGGCUAUCGUCGGCACGAUGGAGGAGAAGCACACGUUGUCGCUCGAGUUCGACUAUCACGGCGGGCAGAGCGGCGCGCACAUGGUUCAGUGGUACCGUCGCGAUCGCACCCGCAACCAUAUGACCAAGAUCGGCACACCAAACAGCAACUUUGUGGUGCUGACCAACAGGGAUGUGGGGUGCUCUAUCGAGGUUUCCGUGACCCCGGUGCGCCACGAUGGCGUGACGGGCAAGGUUGUGACCGCACUUCGCGAUGGUCCGGUGGAGCCGUGCGCGCCGGAAGUGAACCUGCUGAACAUUGUGGGCGAGCCGACGGUGGGCAAGGAGCUGAGCCUGCACGCGGAUUACUGCGGCGGCACAGAGGGCAAUUCGAUCGUGACGUGGGAGGCCGAAGACCCUGAGACCGAGGUGUUCAACAUUGUGGAGCGCAACGCGAAGAAGUACGUCGUGAAGGCAGCCGAUGCCGGCAAGAUGCUCAAGGUCACCUACACGCCGAUCCGCAAGGACGGCGUUGAGGGUGAGCCGAAGACGCGCAUGGUGGAGGUGGAGGCCGCGCCGCAGCCGCAGUCGCAGCGGUCUCCCCCUCCCCAGGCCGCGCCGCAGCACGUCGAUCCUGAGGUUCCUGCGCUGGCCACGCCGCCGACUUCUGCGCCGGCGGAUCCUUCCUCCGUGCCCACGUCGACGAGGUCGUCGAAGAAGCCUUCGGUGAAAUCUACGCCGAAACCAACGCCGAAGGCAGCCACGCCGAAACCAACGCCGAAGGCAGCCACGCCGAAACCAACACCGAAGGCAGCCACGCCCAAGCCAACACCGAAGGCAGCCACGCCCAAGCCGACACCGAAGGCAGACACUCCGGAGCCGACGCCGAAGUCUAUGCCUCCACCGGCGCCGGAGGAGCAGCCUCCUCAACGUGAGGGAAAUAUCCACAUUGUGCCAAAGAAGCACGACUCGGACGAGGACUCCGAUGAGCUGUAA